Microthlaspi erraticum is the source of this 873-nucleotide messenger RNA. NCBI's taxonomy places the organism in Eukaryota, Viridiplantae, Streptophyta, Magnoliopsida, Brassicales, Brassicaceae. The record is from the annotation of a GenBank genome assembly.
AUGGCGAUAGGGUAUCCAAUGAUUCAACAAAGGUUGCACAUCGACAGCGGUACUGAUCUCACUUAUGUCCUCCAGAAUCCUCACUCCGACUAUAAUCCGUUGGCGUCAUCAUCGUUUCGGUAUCGAAGUUGUCUCGGAUUAAGAUCAGCCUCAUUGACUCCGGGUGCGAUGAAGGGACGAUGUGAUUUCGAAAAAAGAGGGCAGCUAGCGGGGACGGGCACCCUAGGGUUAGCUCCGGGUGAUCUGUCCAUAACUAGUUCCUUUAAUAAAACAUUCUCGAUCUGCCUAGGAAACCUUAAUAGGUUUCAGAGAACAAAUGAGUUUCUCGCUUUAGGAGAUGGUGCAGUAUUGUCUGGACCGACUGUAGCACUAGGAAAUCUACUUAAUGUCACUAUGACCUCAAUAGCCAUCAAUGAACAAAAUCUAGGUUUAGAUAUUCUGUUGUCCAUGUCCCUUACAAUAAUGGACACAGGACAUUCUGCUCUUUCUUUGGUCUCAAAUGCAUACCAUGCUGUCAUUGGAAAUAUCAAAGAAAAAAUGGUGGCUUAUGAAAACGCGUACACGACGGAUUAUAAUCCAUUGUUAUGUUACAACGGGAAGAUACCAAAAAACCUGGGAAUAAACCUGAGCCUCGGAAUUGGCAAUGUAACAAUCAAUUUUCCUAAGAGGAAGCUAUUCUACCAGAUGCGCCGUGACGUGUAUUGUCUGAUUGUGGAUGAGUCAGUAAAUGGAAGAAAUUACAUUGGAAUUAUGGCGUUUCAAGAUCUUAACGUUGGGUUUGAUAUUCCGAAUCAGAAGCUCUAUAUAAAAUCUAUAGAUUGUAAUAUCUUGUUUGAUGAUUACAAGGAUGAACUAGAUCAUCCAAAUCCAUAA